Paramecium primaurelia is the source of this 253-nucleotide messenger RNA. Lineage: Eukaryota; Ciliophora; Oligohymenophorea; Peniculida; Parameciidae. The record is from the annotation of a GenBank genome assembly.
AUGGGGAUUUGUGGAGGUAGGUCUAAAAGUUAGGAAGACUAAGUUCACAAACUGAACUAACCUAUCAUAACUAAUGGUGAGUUACAAAUUAAGGUGUUGUUAAAGAACAUCACUUUGAAAAUGACUGGUGUGAGACAAUGUUCUAUUCAAUUCGAUUUGGGGUAGUGUAAGUACACAUCGCCGGUGCAUAUAGAUAAUAAUGGAGAUCAUUAUGUAUUAAAUUCAUAGAAGGAAGUGGCGAGCUAGUUUUGAU